Molecule: messenger RNA, 912 nt
Organism: Podarcis lilfordi (Lilford's wall lizard)
Lineage: Eukaryota; Metazoa; Chordata; Lepidosauria; Squamata; Lacertidae
Source: the annotation of a GenBank genome assembly
AUGAGGGAGAAGGAUAUUAAGAGGGACAUUAUUAUGAGGGAGAAGUAUAUUAAGAGGGACAUUAUUAUGAGGGAGAAGGAUAUUAAGAGGGACAUUAUUCUGAGGGAGAAGGAUAUUAAGAGGGACAUUAUUGUGAGGGAGAAGUAUAUUAAGAGGGACAUUAUUGUGAAGGAGAAGGAUAUUAAGAGGGACAUUAUUAUGAGGGAGAAGGAUAUUAAGAGGGACAUUAUUCUGAGGGAGAAGUAUAUUAAGAGGGACAUUAUUAUGAGGGAGAAGGAUAUUAAGAGGGACAUUAUUCUGAGGGAGAAGGAUAUUAAGAGGGACAUUAUUAUGAGGGAGAAGUAUAUUAAGAGGGACAUGAGGGAGAAGUAUAUUAAGAGGGACAUGAGGGAGAAGGACAUUCGGAGGGACAUAAUUGUGAGGGAGAAGUAUAUUAAGAGGGACAUGAGGGAGAAGGAUAUUAAGAGGGACAUUAUUAUGAGGGAGAAGUAUAUUAAGAGGGACAUGAGGGAGAAGUAUAUUAAGAGGGACAUUAUUAUGAGGGAGAAGGAUAUUAAGAGGGACAUUAUUAUGAGGGAGAAGGAUAUUAAGAGGGACAUUAUUCUGAGGGAGAAGGAUAUUAAGAGGGAGAUUAUUAUGAGGGAGAAGGAUAUUAAGAGGGACAUAAUUAUGAGGGAGAAGGAUAUUAAGAGGGACAUUACUAUGAGGGAGAAGUAUAUUAAGAGGGACAUGAGGGAGAAGUAUAUUAAGAGGGACAUAAUUAUGAGGGAGAAGGAUAUUAAGAGGGACAUGAGGGAGAAGUAUAUUAGGAGGGACAUAAUUAUGAGGGAGAAGGAUAUUAAGAGGGACAUGAGGGAGAAGUAUAUUAGGAGGGACAUAAUUAUGAGGGAGAAGGAUAUAAGAGGGACAUGA